AUGGCCAAAGUCUUGGAGCGGAUGGUCAACAGAAGGCUCAAGCAAUACCUGGAGUCUAAGGGACUGCUUGACCAUCGACAGCAUGCCUUCAGGCAAGGGUACGGUACCUCCACCUACUUCGCCACUCUUGGAGAAGUCCUGAAGGAGGCACAGGACCAAGGCCAUCAUACGGAGAUCGUCUCGCUGGACAUCUCCAAAGCAUUCAACAGAACGUGGACACCAGCAGUAAUGAAGAAGUUAGCCGAAUGGGGACUAAAAGGACGCAUCCUACACUUCGUCCGAAACUUUCUGACCGACCGAUCUUUUCGGGUGUCGGUCGGAAACGUCCAAUCCAGAAGGUUCAGCGAAGAAACCGGAGUACCACAGGGUUCGGUCAUCGCGGUCACCCUCUUCCUGGUGGCCAUGAGCGGGGUCUUCGACAAGCUACCCAGGAACAUAUAUAUUUUCGUCUACGCGGAUGACGUCCUCAUUGUAACGGUGGGCCCCACCCGGCAGAGGACGAAAUUAAGGGCACAAGCGGCAGUCUCCUCGGUGGUCAGAUGGGCUGACUCCGUUGGGUUCCAGCUUUCCGCCGGCAAGAGCGUGCGCUGCCAUAUAUGCACCACCCGGCAUCGGAACAACGGACAGCCCAUCAUGAUCAAACAGCAAGCAAUACCGACCAAAAACACAAUAAGGGUCCUGGGAGUGCUCCUCGAUCGGAACCUAUCCCUCGAGCCGCACUUCCAACAGGUGAAGAAGGACUGUCGUAGUCGAUCCAAUCUGAUGAAGACCAUCUCCCGCCCCCACCGAUCCAACAACCGUGAAAUCCGCUUCCGGGUAGCCCGAGCCAUCAUCGACAGUCGCCUAUUGUACGGCGUAGAACUAACGUGCCUUGCCGCCGAGAAAGCCGUCCAAAUCUUGGAACCGGUCUACAACGGAUACGUAAGAACAGUCUCCGGUCUCCUGCCCUCCACCCCGGCCGACGCCGCGUGCGUGGAAGCCGGUAUUCUGCCUUUUCGGCUCGUCUACACCGCAGCUACCGCUACCAAAGCCGCUGCCUUCCUCGCUAAAACGUCGGGAAACAAUCUCCCUCCAGUGGCCAGGGUCCACUGGCACGGAGACAAAAGUUGGCAAUCACAUCAGAUCAGAAUCGACAGCCGAAUCAAGGACCGCUUCAGGGCAGGAGACAAUACACUGGCUUUGCGCCGGACAGUCGUCGAAACUCUCGGGGCGCACUAUCAAGAUCACGAAAUCAGGUACACUGAUGGCUCGCUCUCCAGCAGCGGAGUGGGAAUGGGGGUUUCAGGAGAUAGUUUGGUCGUCAGCAAUUCACUUCCGGCCCAGUGCUCGGUGUUUUCCGCUGAGGCAGCGGCCAUCUUUCACGCAACCUCCCUUCCGGCCAAUCGGCCGAUCCUCAUCGUUACCGACUCACAAAGCGCAAUAAUGGCCCUAACCGAUGAAGCACCAAAGCAUCCGUGGAUACAAGGGACGGUAACGCAUGCGCCGCCCAACACCGUAUACAUGUGGGUACCCGGGCACUGUGGCAUCCAGGGGAACGUGAUCGCCGACCACCUCGCCGGCUCAGGCCCCAUCGGACCCAGGUUCUCUGACAAUGUUCCGUUCCAGGACAUCAAAAAAUGGAUCAAGCGGACGGCGACCACCGAUCCCUGGAAGGAUCGACCGAGCCUCAAGGAGCAGCAAGUGGUGUCCAGGCUGCGCACCGGGCAUAGCAGGGCCUCCCAUAAUUUCGGAGGAACACCGUUCCGGAGAACCUGCGAAACCUGCGGAGUGCCAGCCUCCGUAGAACACAUCCUCAUCAACUGUGUGGAGCUCGAGGACCUUCGGGUUGCCUUCGGUCUGGAGGGAACCAGCAUACAAAGUCUGCUUGGCGACGAGUCCCCGGCAGCAGACGCCCUCAUCGCCUUCCUGAAGGAGGCGAAUCUUUUUUACAACAUUUGA
Ochlerotatus camptorhynchus is the source of this 1938-nucleotide messenger RNA. RefSeq lists its product as uncharacterized. Bases 1 to 1938 code for a protein of 645 amino acids. NCBI's taxonomy places the organism in Eukaryota, Metazoa, Arthropoda, Insecta, Diptera, Culicidae. The transcript has 3 exons. Gene Ontology annotation, molecular function: RNA-DNA hybrid ribonuclease activity; nucleic acid binding. The record is from RefSeq and is a predicted model, not a curated record.